GGGCCCCUCGUUGACGCCAUCGACGACCUGCAUUGAGAUCUCAGCGUUCAAGCCUCACACGCAGCCUGUCAAUUCCACGCUAAUCCUCCAAACAUACAUAUAAAGUCUGGUGACCUCUGGCUACUCUCUCACACUUCUCCCCCCCUCUUUCUUUGGCCGGAUCCCGCGCUUACUUGUCCUCCCACGCUUUUGCCAAACGCAAGGACGCCCCACGGUACCCGAGUCCAUGGCAGGGGAUAGCCCAAAAAGGAGAUCAAGGGCCAAUAGGCUUGUCUUCCCAGCAGCCGAACCUGAGUAUCGUGCGGCACGCCAACGAUGUGCUGAGGCUUGUGCGAGGUACAACGAUCAAGCAGAAUUUGCUUCGCCCGAGCAGCGGGCGCGGUUGUGGCAGCAGAUUGUUUUGGAACGACCCAAGGGAGCAACGUCGAAUCGAACAGCAGCUCACUCAGAAGGAGAAAUCCUGCCGACAGGUCGCAAAGCAGCCGGAAAUUUGAACACUAGAUCCGACAUUACCGCCGAUGAGGCCACACGCAAGGCUCCCCCGGCGGCCGGAUCAUCAGCCGUUGAGCCGGGGUCGUCUCAUUCGUCCGGCGACUCCCAGACCUCACCACGGCCCCAAUGUGUCUCCACGUCGCCAGAGGGCCGUCCCGCCAUCAAGGACACACCACCACCCAGCCCUGAGUUCGCGGACGUACAGCCCAAAGCCUCUGUACCAGUCGGCCAAGAAUCUGCGGUGGACGAGUAUGCAAUAUCGACACCGCCCCCAUCGCGCAAACCGAGUCGGUCGGAUCUCCUCGAUUCGGAGACCAGGGGCGGAGUCGAGUCGGUAGAGGGCGAGCAGGAGCACGAUCCAGCAGUAACGAAUCCAUUCAUCGUCGACGCCCCUUACGUGAAGCCGCCGGUGCAUAUUGAUUACGGGACGAAUUUGAUCGUUGGCGCCGGGACCUUCAUCAAUCGAAACUUUGUCGUCAUCGACUCACCAAUCUGCUACGUCCGCAUAGGCGAACGCUGUCUUUUCGGACCGAAUGUCACGCUCGCCACAGUCGAACACCCCCUGGAUGCUGACGAGCGGAGAGGGCCAAUUGGCGCUCCUUCCUUCGCGUCCGACAUUGAAAUUGGCGACGAGUGCUGGAUCGCCGCUGACGUUAAGAUUCUAUGCGGCGUCAAAAUUGGUUCCGGCUGUGUGAUAGGUGCCGGCAGCGUGGUAACCAAGGUAAGUCGUUCCUGUGCUAGGUAAACUUUUUUGUUACUACCCGUCUGUUCGUACCACCCUCGAGUACGUGUUUGGGUUCACGAAUUCGGAUGUUUGAUCAUCUCGUUGCUUCAAGCAGAACCCCACAAUCCUAACCAGAUCGACGGAUGGACGGUUGACUCGCGAGCAGGACAUUCCCAGUGGCUGCAUAGCGUACGGGAACCCUGCACGUGUUCGCAGGGUGAUCUCGCCUGGAUAUCAGCUGAGCGGUGAGACACCUAUCUGCUCCGAAGUGCUCGAUUCUGGUAAAUGCUCUCCCGAGGAACUAUGCGGAGGCAAUACCCAGACCACACAUCUGGUCCAUUGCGGCAAGACUUGUUCGUUACAGCAUUGCUCAAGUAGGGAAACUAGAGUACGUUCCAAUCUCGAGCUGGGAAAAGACGUGGCGUUGAUUCUUGUCGGGAUCUUCAGCCUCGCUCAUUGGAUUGGGUGCUUCAUGGGAUUAGCAUCCUAAUUCGCCGUGUGUUUUUUUUUUUAGCAGGGUAGCGAUCAACCACCUGUUAGCGAGGCGUCCUUGGGAAUACACUUUGGGAAGAUAUGGCGAAGCACUCUAGUCAUGGCAACCUUGCAAGAAUUCUGACUGGGGCCAUGCUGGUCUUGCUCUGUAUGCACGCGGACACAAACGCACACGAAAUUUUUUUUUUCUUUCGUUAAGUGCGAGCACCAACGCAUCUGUACAAGUAAGGGAGCAUCUACACAGAGUACGGAAUUAUGGAGUUCGGUACAAGGGCGAACGGUCAAUAAAAAUAUCGAUGUAAAGGGGGUUUUAAAAUCCAGGGACAGACAAAGAACAGAUCUUGUUCUUUUAUGCACAGUAAUACUUUAACAUCGGCACGACUAAUACGAUUAAAUCAGGGCAUCGGUUUCGCUGCCCAGGGCCACUUUGAACAUCCAACAUGCCUCACGACCGGCCAGCACCGCGUUACGCGUUGUGUUUUGCCAAUCCAUCGCGGUAAUUGUUCACCUCGACCGCUGCGUACGACAUCUGCAGGAUCAAGCUUACCUAAAGACGACACGGCCGGCAGGGGCGUACGUCAGAUAUCACCCCUGACCUUGUAUCGUGCAGAAGCACGUCCACUGGAGCGGUUCAGGAAGGACUACAAUGAGAAGCGCACAGGAUGAGCUCAUCCGGGUCUCGUACGAAGCUGAACUGGCAGCGUCAUUUGAUCCACUUCGAAGCGCCCUCAUCAGCUCAACAGGCACCUCCGUGUCAGACUUACGGGUCCGCCUUUUUUUGCUCGGCUCAUUCUCCAGGAUGGAGGUUGGUGAGCCACCGGGGCCUUAGUGAUAGCCCGGCGUUGAUGCCAGCGGACGCGCGACUGCCGGACAAAGUCUCCUUUGUUCUCGAGCUGUCAGACGAAAAAGAGGCUCCUGCAGAUUUGUCGAUCGUCGCAGAUCUGACCGGCGGCUGAGCAAGGGCAGCGAUGUGGAUCGCCGGGGCGAUACGGUUAGAUCCAGGCCGCUCUUCACUCCAAGGCUGAUGCGAAAGGCGUGAUUCGAACCAGUCGUCCGGUACGUCCUUGAAACAUUCGAGCGGCACAAGAUAGGGCACCCAACGGGGUGUGAAAGGCAUCAAGACGAGGAAUCUCUCUGCCUUCUCUCAACCGCAAAGGCGCUUUCCACCCGACCGUGGCGUCCUUAUCGGCAUCCACUGCAGAUGAAGCCAGACGACUCGCUCUCCCGUCUAUAACGGCUCGUCGUGUCUUUUCUGCGACUGUGCUGGACCCGCCCUCGGAAGGACGCAAGCACGACCGUUCAAGCCACCGGCUUUCCACGACCGUUCUGCAACUAGCCGAUCAUGCCGGCCUGGCCAAGCCAGGAGUGCAGAGAGGGGCGGCGAAGGAUUGCCAAAGGACAGAGCAACGAAGAUGAUCGAAGGCCCCGCCCAUCCUCAUCCACCGCACCCGCGUGGCAGGAUUGCCCUGUCCGGCCGUGUUUGACUCAUUUUAGCUCCAAGGACAUGCCGACACGAAGUGAGAGCGAAAGAGAGGGGGUGGUGUUUCCGUAGUGCGAGCGACGAGACGGGGGGAGAAUCACGCAAGACGAGCAUGUAUCACAAAGGACGAACGCUUACUCGAAACGCAUCCUCUCUCCUUGCCUUUUGCACCUCGUCACACGGCGUAGUUCUGCCGUCACACGUGAGCCCAGCAGAUGGAAGAGGCAUCCCCUCCCAACCCCGCCGCUUUCUUUUCGACGUUCGUCCCCAGCGACGGCCGCCGCUGCAGGAGUCUGCAGAAAAGAAUCGACAGGCCGAACAGCGGAACACCC
Verruconis gallopava is the source of this 3520-nucleotide messenger RNA. RefSeq lists its product as hypothetical. The record is from RefSeq and is a predicted model, not a curated record. Gene Ontology annotation, molecular function: acetyltransferase activity. NCBI's taxonomy places the organism in Eukaryota, Fungi, Ascomycota, Dothideomycetes, Venturiales, Sympoventuriaceae. The transcript has 3 exons. The coding region runs from base 227 to 1237 and encodes 336 amino acids.